CUCCAUGGAUAAAAGGAAACACUAGCCGCCACCAAACUCUAGAAGCCGUCACUCACUCCCCCCGGCGCUCUUUAGCGAACUCCCAGAGCACUCUCUCACUUUGCCCGUCUGAAAGAAGAGAAAGAAAUGAAGAUUCCUGAGUAGAGAUAGUCGCUGAGAAUCGAUCGAUCGCUGAAAGAAUCCGAGGCAAGACAGAGAAGGAUCGUUUGCUAGGGUUUUAUGGCGUCAGAGGAUGUAGUGGGGAAGACGACGAGCGAGUCGGCGGUAUCAACGAUCGUCAAUCUGGCGGAGGAGGCAAAGCUAGCGAGCGAAGGCGUUAAGGCGCCGGGCCACGCGAUCCUCACCAUCUGCAAAUCACUUGUCGCUGGAGGCGUCGCGGGUGGAGUGUCACGCACUGCCGUUGCUCCUCUUGAGCGAUUGAAAAUUUUGCUACAGGUUCAGAAUCCUCACAGCAUCAAGUACAAUGGAACAAUUCAAGGCUUGAAGUAUAUAUGGAAAACCGAGGGUUUUCGGGGGCUAUUUAAAGGCAAUGGUACCAAUUGUGCGCGUAUAGUUCCAAACUCAGCGGUCAAGUUCUUUAGCUAUGAGCAAGCAGCUAGAGGAAUUUUAUGGCUUUAUCGGCAACAACCUGGCAAUGAAGAUGCUCAGCUCACUCCUCUCUUACGCCUUGGAGCUGGAGCAUGUGCUGGAAUUAUUGCCAUGUCAGCAACUUAUCCCAUGGACAUGGUACGAGGCAGGUUAACUGUUCAGACGGAGAGGUCUCCUUAUCAGUAUCGGGGAAUGUUCCAUGCACUGACGACUGUCCUUCGGGAGGAAGGUCCACGAGCUCUGUACAAAGGCUGGCUUCCUUCUGUCAUUGGAGUUAUUCCAUAUGUGGGCCUCAACUUUGCUGCUUAUGAAUCUCUAAAGGACUGGUUAAUCAAAACCAAACCGUUAGGACUGGUUGAAGACAAUGAGCUGGGCGUGGUAACUAGGCUUGCAUGUGGAGCCGCCGCAGGAACUGUUGGCCAGACUGUUGCUUACCCCCUUGAUGUCAUUCGCAGAAGAAUGCAAAUGGCAGGAUGGAAGGAUGCCUCCUCCAUUAUAACCGGUGAUGCGAGGGGCAAAGCACCAAUUGAAUACUCUGGCAUGGUUGAUGCGUUUAGAAAAACAGUCAGAUAUGAAGGGUUUGGAGCAUUGUACAAGGGUUUGGUUCCCAAUUCAGUGAAGGUGGUGCCAUCCAUUUCAAUUGCAUUUGUGACGUAUGAGACCAUGAAGGAUGUUCUUGGAGUGCAGAUGAGAAUAUCUGAUUGAAGGUGGAGCAGAAUAGGAAGCAUCAUCAAUACUCAGCUGAUUUUUGUAGGCAAAGGGAAAGAGACAACGGAUUGAUUCAAACAAAAACGGUAAAGUAAACAGAAAAUGGGGAAAGCACUGUUGCCGCCUGUGUUGGAAUUAUUCCUUGCAGCCUGUCCCAAACCCAACUGAAGAACACCAUAUUGGGUCUUCUCGGCAUCUGAAUAAGUGGUUGUUUGUAUGGUAAUAGCCCAAUUUGCGUAGCUUUGUUAAAUCUCUACCAUUUUUAAACCCUCUAUCUAAUGUCUGUUUCUGA
This is a messenger RNA of Magnolia sinica, 1588 nucleotides long. RefSeq names its product mitochondrial adenine nucleotide transporter ADNT1-like. Gene Ontology annotation, biological process: transmembrane transport. The coding region runs from base 220 to 1293 and encodes 357 amino acids. The record is from RefSeq and is a predicted model, not a curated record. The transcript is spliced from 8 exons. Lineage: Eukaryota; Viridiplantae; Streptophyta; Magnoliopsida; Magnoliales; Magnoliaceae.